GGGCGAGGCGGUACUCCGGCGCCGCCUAUUCGCGUCGAGGAUGCACAAUCUAGACCGCCGUAACAUCUGCUUCAAGAUCCCGUUCAUGCCUCUGUGCGCGCGAACGCACCAUCUCGCAACUAUCGUCGACCAUGAAGGAUGAGGCUCCCAUUCACAUCGAGAAUGCAUCGGGGUCGGGGUCAGCAGAAGGUUCCCUUGAGGGAGCAGUGCCUCUGGCUGGCGUUCUACGCCCCCGUUUGAGCAAGUUAAAUAUGGUUGGCUUCAGCUUCGCUAUUCUCAACACCUGGAUCUGUCUGGCAGCAACAAUAGGCAUCGUGAUGCCCUCUGGGGGCUCCGUCGCUUUCAUUUAUGGAUUUGUCUUCUGUACUUUGUGUAACAUCGCCAUUACAGCGAGCCUUGGAGAAAUGGCAUCUAUUUGGCCAACAGCAGGCGGCCAAUAUCACUUCACAUAUUCAUUGUCCUCCCAAAAGUGGAAAGUGAUAACCAGCUUCUGCUGCGGCUGGGCGAACAUAGCCGGAUGGCUCACUCUCGUCACGACAGAGGCCUUCUUCGCUGCACAGUUCCUUUCAGCAGCCGCAGUCAUUGGUUCCGGUGGCAGCUAUGUGAUUGAACCAUGGAAGACUUAUUUGAUCAUGGUUGCUGUAUCCACCUACGGCACGUUGGUCAAUCUCUUUGGUAACUCCAUUUUAGGGCGCUAUAAUGACUGCGCGCUGUACUGGUCUGUCGGUGGAUGUGCCGUCAUAUCAGUCGUUCUCCUAGCUUGCACCGGCUCCCACAACGACUUCACGGGCGCUGAGUUCGUGUUCACUUCGUUCGCGAACGAGACGGGAUACAGCGACGGCGUAAGUUGGAUCCUCGGACUACUUCAGUCGGCACUCUCGUUGAUUGGUUACGACGUUGUUCUACACAUGACGGAAGAAAUGCCGACUCCAAGGAUAGACGCUCCAUUGGCGAUGAUCAUGGCUGUUGUUGUGGGUGGUGUCACAGGCACUGGAUUCAUCCUCGUGAUGCUCUUUUGCCUUUUUGACCCAAGUUCCGUUUUUUCUUCCCAGACUGGGCAGCCAAUCACGCAGCUCAUGUACCUUGUAACAAGGAGCCGUGUAGGUACUGUCAUCAUGUCAGUGAUGCUUUCCAUAUGUUUCUUCAAUGGAACGAUGGGCUGUAUGACGUCCGCUUCUCGGCUCCUUUAUGCGAUGGCCCGAGAUAAAGGGAUGAUAUUUCCAUCAUUCUUCGGUCGCAUUCACCGACGCCUCGAUGUGCCGAUCGAAUGUAUCAUCUUUGUUCAAGUUUUCAAUCUGAUCUUCGGACUCCUAUAUCUCGGCCCAACGGUCGCUUUCAACGCGUAUAUCUCCAGCUGCACGAUCCUCUUGAAUCUAUCCUAUGUGAUCCCUAUCACGGUAAUUGUGGCCCGAGGCCGUUCUGUCCUCACUCAGUACCAAACAGAUGAGACACCGUUCAAACUCGGCAAAUGGGGAUGGCUGUGUAAUAUCGUUUCCGUCAUCUACGUCUUCGUGACCAACGUGUUCUUUUGCUUCCCAGCAGCGAUACCGGUGAACACUAAUAACAUGAACUACGUCAGUGCAGUUAUCGGCGUAUUCGUGAUUCUCCUCGGCGCAUAUUAUAUUUUCUAUGGAAAACAAUUUACUGGACCAGUAAGCAGAGAUACAUCACAUUUGAAGUGUUACUGA
Paraphaeosphaeria sporulosa is the source of this 1688-nucleotide messenger RNA. Its product is annotated as amino acid transporter. The coding region runs from base 132 to 1688 and encodes 518 amino acids. Gene Ontology annotation, cellular component: membrane. NCBI's taxonomy places the organism in Eukaryota, Fungi, Ascomycota, Dothideomycetes, Pleosporales, Didymosphaeriaceae. The record is from RefSeq and is a predicted model, not a curated record. Gene Ontology annotation, biological process: transmembrane transport. The transcript is spliced from 6 exons. Gene Ontology annotation, molecular function: transmembrane transporter activity.